Molecule: messenger RNA, 2175 nt
Organism: Strongylocentrotus purpuratus (purple sea urchin)
Lineage: Eukaryota; Metazoa; Echinodermata; Echinoidea; Camarodonta; Strongylocentrotidae
Exons: 3
Coding region: 708-1475 (255 amino acids)
Source: RefSeq, a predicted model, not a curated record
UGGACUUUGUACUAGAUCUAGAGAAGGUGGAUGAUUCCAUUUUGAUAUCACUCUUUUUUUGAUUUUGCAUGAUUCUUCGAUGUUUUAAUUGAUUUGAAAAAUAAAAAACCAGAUCACUUUGCUCAUUUCCGAAAACUUCUUUCCCGAAUCAAACUGAUAUUCUAAAUGAGAAAAUCACACAAAAUGAUUAAUCAUCGAUAAACAAACAAUACCUGAAAAUUGUUUUUGUAAGCUUUCAGUUAUUUACGUUAUGCUAGUUAGUUCUUCGUGUGUCUUUUCUUCAGAAUAUAUCAUCAGUCUUGACCAACACUGCAGUUACAAAUGAGCAAGCACCAUCAACUUUACUCCCAGAAGAGGUAGAGACACAAAAAGAAAAGGAGAUUAAGUCUGGAAAAGGAGCGCUUUUAAGUUCUCAAAAGCAGGAAGUCGAUGUAAACCAGACUACAAGCAUCACUGAGAAGUUUUUAGAGAAUGAACAACGAUGCGUAGAGACCAGUGUCUCGUCUUUACCACCGGCUGCGUCAUCAUGUUCGGCGUCAGCUUCGGCAAAAUCCCUUUUCCCUAAUACUCAAAAAGACACCUCAUGUGACCUGAAUGCAUCGAGUGACCACCAGGCAUAUCAGCAGUCAGCAGACCAAGGUGUUGAAGAUGGGGAAAAUGCAGAGGAACAGACGCCUUCAGGGGUUUUGGUAGAUCAAGAUAAUGUAAUGGAUCACGCACGUCUAGAAGAGGAUCGCCAGGAGCAACGUAUGCGAGACUGGAUUCGAGUGCACCGUCCUACAGUUCCCAGAGGCCAGUCUCUGAUGCAGCAAAAUGGCCGUUCCUCUCAACGGCAGAAUCAAGGGCAGAGGGAGAACAACCAGUCUUCACGUUCAGGCACCGACCAUGUGAUACGUCAUCUUAUAGCUCACCGACCUCAUCAACCAUAUCCACAUUUUCCCCUUGAGCUGCCGCAGCAACGUCGCCAACAAAGUCAUCCUGAACAUCGAGUCCGCCAGUUGAGUGACAUGGAACAGAUCCAGAGAACCCUGCAUCAGUAUCAUAUUCAACGAAGAAGUCGGCCCAACGAAGCAGAACGAGGAGAUCGACGACGGGAGCAGCGUCCUCAGCAACAACAUCAACAAAGGCCUUAUCUGGCAGGAGAAUUUGGAACCGUCCGGAACGACAGCGAGCGUACUAGAGAAAAUAUUGUACGAGAGCUACGGCAGAAUCGGCAGAAUCAUCGAACAGAUCACCGGGAAGGUUAUGUGUCAAGGGUCAUGGCCAUCGUCAGGCAACGCCACUCACUACCCCAGCAAAACGCCGACAAUCCUCCAGUUUCUCAGUCAGGCCAUCCUCCUCCAGAGCUAGAGAGACGGGUGAGACCACCAAAUAUUGAACGUGCUGUGCCACGACAGAACCCUCAUCCACCACGCAGACGAAGGAGAUGCCAGAAACAUUUCAAUGGAGCGGUGUACCAGCCUAAAAAGGAGUAAUCUUUGUGAUUUCAACAAUGACCCAGAAGUUCAGCGAGAUACAAGUCAUCAGAUUGUUUGAGGAUAUUUUAAGAAGUCAUAAAUGGUCGUUCAGAUCAAAGAAAUAUGAUGUUUGUAACAAAAAUCAUUCCACCUAUCAAUAAUUCAUUGAAUAUUAGGACCGACAGUGCACUUUUCUGCAAUAAUGUCUUUCGUGUAUUAUAUAGGUAAGAUUUCUUGAUAGGCCUUUGAAAAAUAGAGAACAAAAUGUUACAAAUAAAGGAUUUUACACUCUGGUUAAUGCCUGAGUAUUUCAUAACAAUAAUAUUUACAGUAAUUGAACCUCAUUUGCAGAACCAAAACCAUUUAAUCAAUUAUAUUGGCAAUGUUUUGUAUACGAAUAAGAAGAAAUGAGGAAUGUUCAUUGAAUUACAAAAUUAUUGAAAGAGAUCUAGAACAUUUAAACCUUUUUUUCGAGAUCCAUCUCUGUUAUUAGCAGACUGAACCAACUUUAGAAUUGUGUUUCUUGUUUCACUUAGAGUGAUUAUUAUAAUGAUUAUUUUGCAUACAUAUUUACGCCUGAUUUUCAUAGUAUAUUUUCGUGUAUAUCUUAGAAUGAUUAUUUUGCAUAUAUAUUUACGUCUGAUUUCCAUAGUUGUCUUUCGUGUAUGUCUUAGAAUGAUUAUUUUGCAUACAUUAUUUACAUCAGAUCUUCAAGCAU